GUUUUUUUUUAAUAAUGUAAAAUAGAAAAAAUUAUUACAUUUUAUUAUAUUCUUUGUGAUAAAAGUUGUUGAGAUAAAUAGAAUCCAAAAAAUGGCAUCAUUAAGCGGCCAAACGUAUCAAAAAGAACUCUUAUCAAUGGAAGAAGAGCCGAAUUAUUAUAAUCAACGGGGUGAAAUUGCUACAUUUUAUUCUGGAAAGAAAAUUUUUAUAACAGGAGGCUUAGGAUUUAUAGGAAGGCUUAUAAUGGAAAAACUUUUGAGAUGUUGUCCAGAAAUAACAACGAUUUAUUUCCUGGUAAGGGCAAAGAAACAGAAGGAUCCGCAAACUCGAUUCAAAGAAUAUUUCAAUGAUAUUAUUUUUGAUAGAUUGAAGAGAGAGCAAAAAGAUGUCGAAAAGAAGAUUAUUCUGAUAGAAGGAGACACGAGUCAAUUGAAUAWAGGAUUGYCAGAGAGGGACCRCGAACGCAUUAAAGAUACCGAUAUAAUUUUUCACGGUGCAGCAUCCGUACAUUUUAUGGACAACAUUCGUUUUAUAGUUAACACAAAUAUUAAAAGAACAAGAGAUCUUCUCUUGCUUGCACAGAAAAUGACAAGCUUAAAAGUACUUUUUUUCUAGUUAAACCAUCCGUAUAUUAAUGCGUAUGUUUAAGCACAAUUCCCCACUAGAUCAAUUUAUUUAUAUAUAGACAUUAGUUUAAUUUGAAAAACAAACUGUUCUAAUUUUACCAUAAUUUUGUUCUUUAGGGCUUCGUUUAUGCCUCAGUGAACUAAGAAAAACAGAUUCCAACUUUUGUAUAAUUGCUAAAAGUAUUAACAUGUAGGUAUCUUCUCGUUAAAAAAUGAAGUCAAUGUAUUUAAUAGGAAAAAUAUUUUAAAGCUAUAGGAAAAAAUACUUAUAUUGUAAACAAAUAAUUAACUUAUUCUAU
Messenger RNA from Polistes dominula (European paper wasp), 926 nucleotides. Its product is annotated as fatty acyl-CoA reductase 1-like. Gene Ontology annotation, molecular function: alcohol-forming very long-chain fatty acyl-CoA reductase (NADP+) activity. The record is from RefSeq and is a predicted model, not a curated record. Gene Ontology annotation, cellular component: peroxisome. Lineage: Eukaryota; Metazoa; Arthropoda; Insecta; Hymenoptera; Vespidae. Gene Ontology annotation, biological process: long-chain fatty-acyl-CoA metabolic process.